Messenger RNA from Penicillium waksmanii, 879 nucleotides. RefSeq lists its product as uncharacterized. The record is from RefSeq and is a predicted model, not a curated record. The transcript has a single exon. Lineage: Eukaryota; Fungi; Ascomycota; Eurotiomycetes; Eurotiales; Aspergillaceae. The coding region runs from base 1 to 879 and encodes 292 amino acids.
AUGGAUAUGCUCUCAGUUCUCCGUACUUUUGAGCAAGUUGUCGAUCGCCAAUACAAAAGGAUUCGAAAAGAGAUUGCAGAUAAGCGUAAUAAACGGCCCUGUUGUGUACUCCACCUGAUCUAUCAGCCAAUUAUCAAACGUAUUUCCUUGAAGGUUAUCGGAUAUGUUGAAGCAACAUAUGAGACUUACUUUCCCCCGGGUGAAGAUAAGCCUCCAAUUCCGCCUAAUUGCUACUGCAAUUCACAGAAUACGUCAGGAUAUCCUUGUAUCUAUGUCAUUGUUCAACAUAUGGAGACCAAAGAGCCUCUCUCAUUGGACGACUUCCAUCCGCAGUGGCAUCUUUACAGUCAUAGGACUGCCCCGCCAAUUAAUCCGAUCCUUCUAGUGCAGGACCCUUACAAAGUUCGCCGUCGUGGCAGACCAGCUGGCCGUCGGAAUAACCUCCAAUCCCAGCCGACACAACCUUCAGCGGCUUCGACUGCUGCAACUUAUUCAAUUCAGGUCCCGGCAACUCAGCAAACUCCUACCGAGCCGCGACUAACCCCCUUCAAGCGUUCAACUCAGCGUGAGAUAUCCGCAUUUGAGCAUAUGUCAGAUGUUGUUCGCGGCCGCGGCCGCGGUCGUGGUCGUGGUCGUGGUCGUGGAAGCGGUCGUGGCCGUGGCCGUGGCCGCAGAGCUCGUACAACCUCAUCUCAGGCUCAACACGGUCAAACCCUCCCAAUUGAGCAAGGAGAUACUCGAUCGGAAGGUGUACGAACGCGUAGUCAGGCCCGGAGCGAGAUGGAGAUGGAGAUCGUGGCGGAGACUAGUGAGGACAGCGAGAGUAGUCUUGACGCAGGCGCUAUUGUCGGUUCAGAUGAUUCAGAGUAUGGAGGCUAG